AUGGAUGUACUAAGAAAUAGUCAUGAUAUUGAUAGGAUAGGAGUGUAUGAGUUUGGUGGUGUGGGAAAGACUACAAUUGUCAAAGAAGUUUCCCGGCAAGCUACUGGAGACAAAGAAUUAUUUGCUGAUGUGGUUAUGAUAUUGGAUAGGCUGUGGGACUUUCUGGUGUGGCGACUUGUAAAAGUAUUGCUAACAUCAAGAAUGCGAGAAGUAUUAUCCCGUGAGAUGCAUACACACAAAGAGUUUCUACUUGAUCUUUUAGGGGAAGAAGAAACUUGGAAUUUGUUCGAGAAGAAGGCAGGUGAUGUUAUUAAAAAUCCUGAAAUAAAAACUGUAGCAAUUAAAGUAGCCAAAAGAUGUGGAGAUUUGCCGGUUUUAGUUGUCACUGUUGCCAGUGCCUUGAAAAAUAGAAGAACAUUACAUGCAUGGAAAGAUGCGUUGAGAUGUUUGAUAAGGUUUGACAAAGAAGAAUUCACAGAAAUGACAUACUUGGCUCUAGAAUGGAGUUAUAGUCAGUUAAAUGAUGAGGAGAAGCCAUUGUUCUUGCUCUGUGGAUUUUAUGCUAAUUCAUGGAAAACUAUCUAUAUUGAUUACCUAUUGAAAUAUGGCAUUGGUUUGGGUUUGUUUAAAAAUUUCGAUACAAUGGGAGAAGCAUGGGAUGCAUUAAAUUCAUUGCUUGAGAAACUGAAGGAUUCUUGUCUAUUGCUUGACCAUGAAGACAGUGGGUGUGUCAAGAUGCAUGAUCUUGUGCAUGAUGUUGCUAAACGUAUUUUAUGCAAGGAUCAACAUGUGUUGAAAAUAAGUGGUGGAGAUGAGUUGAAAGAAUGGCCAGAUAAUAAGGAUUUUUGUGAAAAGUGCACUAUGAUCUCUUUAAGAACAUCUAAUAUCCCUAAGCUUCCGGAAGUUUUGCAAUGCAAAGAACCAAAGAUGUUUUAUUUUAACUCUGAGGAUUACUCCCUAGAAAUCCAGUGUAACUUUUUUAAAGAAACGACAAAACUCGAAGUGUUGGAUUUAACUGAUUUGAGUAUCCCGUCACUACCUCCAUCUCUUCAGUUCCUAAAAAGUCUGAAGACAUUGUGUCUAGAUUGGUGCACCUUGGGAGAUAUAGCUCUAAUUGGCCAACUACAAAACUUAGAAAUGCUUAGCUUUCUAACAUCCAAGUUUAAAGAGUUGCCCAAAGAAAUAGGGCAAUUAACUAAUCUACGAUCGUUGGAUUUAACUGGUUGCUUUCAACUGGAACUAAUUUCACCUAAUGUUAUAUCAAAUUUGACAAGACUAGAAGAAUUGAAAGUGGGAAAUAGCUUUAACCGAUGGGAGGCUAAAGGAGUCAACAGUACUAAGAAAAGUAAUGCAAGCCUUUCAGAGCUCAAGAACUUAUCUAAGCUAAGCGCCUUGGAAAUACAUAUCUUGGAUGCUAACAUUCUUCCAACAGGUUUGUUCCCCAAAGCAUUGAAAAGGUAUCGAAUAUAUAUCAGUGCUGUGUGGAACUGGAAUAAUAAGGAUGCAAACCUCAACACACUAAAGAUCAAGCUCACUACCAGCAAUGAAUUGUAUCAAUCUGGUGUAAAUAUGUUGCUGAAAAGAACUGACGAGUUACACUUAAAUGGGAUGAAGGCUGGUAGUAUUUCCAAGUUUGAAGAGAUUGUUCAUCAAUGGCUCGACCAAGUUAAUGACAUUAUGGCAUAG
Rosa chinensis is the source of this 1686-nucleotide messenger RNA. Its product is annotated as disease resistance protein At4g27190-like. Gene Ontology annotation, molecular function: ADP binding. The transcript is spliced from 3 exons. Lineage: Eukaryota; Viridiplantae; Streptophyta; Magnoliopsida; Rosales; Rosaceae. Bases 1 to 1686 code for a protein of 561 amino acids. The record is from RefSeq and is a predicted model, not a curated record.